Molecule: messenger RNA, 1149 nt
Organism: Rosa rugosa (rugosa rose)
Lineage: Eukaryota; Viridiplantae; Streptophyta; Magnoliopsida; Rosales; Rosaceae
Product: probable prolyl 4-hydroxylase 4
Exons: 7
Coding region: 125-1009 (294 amino acids)
Biological process (GO): peptidyl-proline hydroxylation to 4-hydroxy-L-proline
Cellular component (GO): endoplasmic reticulum
Molecular function (GO): L-ascorbic acid binding; iron ion binding; procollagen-proline 4-dioxygenase activity
Source: RefSeq, a predicted model, not a curated record
GCCAUGGGCAGUUAAGAGGAGUAGCAGUGAGAUUAGGAUAUUAGGACUGACUAUAAUUCCAUUUCCAACAAGAAGUUGAAUUGACUCUCUUUCUCUUUCUGAAAACCUCUCCAUCAAAUCUGGGAUGAAGAAGACUAGGGUUUCUUCGCCUCAGCUCUGCUUCCUCUUCUUCCUUCUCUCAACCACCACCUUUGCCACCUUCACCGUCAACCCCUCCAAAGUGAAGCAGAUCUCAUGGAACCCCAGAGCUUUCGUGUACGAAGGUUUGCUCACCGACUUGGAAUGCGAUCACUUGAUCUCCAUUGCGAAAUCGGAGCUGAAGAGAUCGGCCGUCGCCGAUAACUUGUCCGGUCAGAGCAAGCUCAGCGAGGUACGCACCAGCUCCGGCAUGUUCAUCCCCAAGGCCAAGGAUCAUAUUGUUGCUGGUAUAGAGGACAAGCUUGCAACAUGGACAUUUCUCCCAAAAGAGAAUGGAGAAGACAUACAAGUAUUGAGAUAUGAGCCUGGGCAGAAAUAUGAACCACACUAUGAUUACUUUGCUGACAAGGUCAAUAUUGCGCGGGGUGGACAUCGUAUAGCAACUGUACUUAUGUAUCUUACUGAUGUGGCCAAAGGUGGUGAAACAGUGUUUCCUCUAGCAGAGGAAAUUCACCGCCGAAAGGCUGCAGAACCAGAUGCGAGUCUCUCUGACUGUGCAAAGAAAGGAAUUGCAGUGAAACCACGAAGAGGAGAUGCCCUUCUUUUCUUCAGUCUCCACCCAAACGCAGUUCCAGACGAAAACAGUCUCCAUGCGGGGUGCCCAGUGAUUGAAGGUGAGAAAUGGUCAGCGACAAAGUGGAUUCAUGUUGACUCAUUUGACAAGAUCUUGGAUACCGGUGGGAACUGCACAGAUCUAAAUGAGAGUUGUGACAGAUGGGCUGCCCUUGGGGAAUGCACCAAGAACCGAGAGUAUAUGGUUGGAUCUGCUGGCCUUCCUGGCUACUGUAGGAGGAGUUGUAAGGUGUGUUAGAGUUCUUAAUGAUUUCCAUGCUCAGCAUCCAUUGGAAGCUUUCUGUUCCUGGUGUGGUUAUUCGUUUAUUUUUUGGUGGACUGUAAUACUAUCUUGAAAAGUAUUCUACAGACAGCUGAAUCGACCUUUGGUUUUGUCUA